Messenger RNA from Psylliodes chrysocephalus, 3203 nucleotides. The record is from the annotation of a GenBank genome assembly. Lineage: Eukaryota; Metazoa; Arthropoda; Insecta; Coleoptera; Chrysomelidae.
CAUUUAUUAGGCGUAUGAGACAGAUUCUUUUCCUUAUUUGACAGAUUUGUCAAAAUUACGUCAAUUGCAUAAAUUUUUGUAUUCUUUGUAACUUCAUUUCAUAAUUUAAACAACUUCAUCUCCAUAAAACUAAUAAAUGGGAGACAGUGAAGGAGUGUACACAUAUUGGCAACUAGAAGAUAUAGCAGAUUUUCUAAAGCAAAGAUCAAACAAUAUUUUUCCUAAAGUAGCCAUAAUAUGUGGAUCUGGAUUAAGCGGUCUCGCAAAUGUAGUAGAAAAUCCAACCGAAAUUAAUUAUGACGAAAUUCCAAAUUUUCCUAGAAGCACAGUUGAAGGUCAAACUGGAUCUCUAGUGUUUGGUACAAUCUUUGAAGUCCCAGUAAUAAUUAUGAAGGGGCGAUUCCAUUUUUACGAAGGUUAUUCUUUAUCGAAAGUCAGCAUGCCAAGCAGAAUCUUCAAGUUGCUAGGCUGUUCGUUCCUCAUAAUCACCAAUGCUGCUGGGGGGGUUAAUAAAAAAUACAGAAUCGGAGAUAUUAUGAUGAUCAAAGACCAUAUAAAUCUUCUGGGUUUUUCCGGUAACAAUCCGUUGAGGGGCCCUAAUGAAGAUCGGUUCGGUGACAGAUUUCCACCUAUGAACAAAUGCUAUGACAAGGAUCUUAGAAAGCAGGCAGUUAGGAUUGCUAAAAAGCUGGGGUUGCUCAGAAAGCUGCAUCAAGGUGUUUAUGCGAAUGUGGGCGGUCCUAAUUAUGAGACAGUGGCAGAGAUGAAAAUGUUAGCAAUUUGUGGAGUUGACGCCGUGGGCAUGUCAACCAUUGCCGAAGUUAUUGCAGCUAGACAUGCUGGUCUAAUAAUUUUUGGUUUCAGUCUAAUAUCUGAUGAAGGUAUCCUUGAUUAUGGUAGUGACAAAAAAGAACCAGACCAUUAUGAUGUUCUGGAAGCAGUAAAGGCUAUGGAACAACCCCUUCAAGAGUUUGUGAAACUGAUGGUCAAGUACAUUGGAACUAAAACGCCAUGUACGUGUGGCUCUGCACAUUGAGAUGACAAUUUAUUGACCAUUAAUUGGAUUUGACUAUUCAGUCUUCACGAUAGCUGUUUUUGAUCAGGCCGAGAAUUCCUUGAUUCUCCUAUAACUUGAAGAAUUGGCAAUGUUGUCCAUCUCUUAAGAAAUAAAAUAUUAAAAACAUCUACAAAGUUAGUAAAUAAUAUGCAGCUGCUGCCAAGAAUAAUAAAUCUUUUUUUUUUCGAAUAUCUUAAAAACUGAAGAUUCUACUACGUUUCGGGUAUGGGAGAUGAUGCUUCUCCUUUAUUGACAGAUUUGUCAAAAUUGUGUCAACGGCACAAAUUUUUUGUAUGUUUCGUAACUUCAUUUCAUCAUUAUUUAAACAACUUCAUAUUCAUAAAUCUAAUAAUGGGAGACAGUGAAGGCGUGUACACAUAUUGGCAACUAGAAGAUAUAGCAGAUUUUCUAAAGCAAAGAUCAAACAAUAUUUUUCCUAAAGUAGCCAUAAUAUGUGGAUCUGGAUUAAGCAGUAUCGCAAAUGUGGUUGAAAAUCCAACCGAAAUUAAUUAUGACGAAAUUCCAUAUUUUCCCAAAAGCACAGUUGAAGGUCAAAUUGGAUCUCUAGUGUUUGGUACUAUACUUGAAGUCCCAGUAAUAGUUCUGAAGGGGCGAUUCCAUUUUUACGAAGGUUAUUCUUUAUCGAAAGUCAGCAUGCCAAGCAGAAUCUUCAAAUUACUAGGCUGUUCAUUCCUCAUAAUCACAAAUGCCGCUGGAGGGGUUAAUAAAAAAUACAGAAUCGGAGAUAUCAUGAUGAUCAAAGACCAUAUAAAUUUUCUGGGGUUUUCCGGCAACAAUCCGUUGAGAGGUCCUAAUGAAGAUCGGUUCGGUGACAGAUUUCCACCUAUGAACAAAUGCUAUGACAAGGAUCUCAGAAAGCAGGCGGUCAGGAUUGCUAAAAAGCUGGGAUUGCUCAGAAAGCUGCAUCAAGGUGUUUAUGUGCAUGUGGCUGGUCCUAAUUACCAGACAGUGGCAGAAACGAAAAUGUUAGCAAUUUGUGGAAUUGAUGCCGUGGGCAUGUCAACCAUAGCCGAAGUUAUAGCAGCUAGACAUUCUGGUCUAAUAAUUUUUGGUUUUAGUCUAAUAUGUGAAGAAGGUAUCCUCGACUAUAGUAGUAACAAGAAGGAACCAGAUCAUUAUGAUGUUCUGGAAGCAGUAAAGGCUAUGGAACAACCUCUUCAAGAGUUUGUGAAACUGAUGGUUAAGUACAUUGGAACUAAAACGCCAUGUACGUGUGGCUCUGCACAUUGAGAUGACACUCCUAAUUCUUGACUAUUGACUGGAUUUGACCAAUCAGUCAAAUAUUCAAUCUUCACGAUAGCAGUUUUUGAUCAGACUGAGAAUUUCUUGAUUCUCCUAUAAUUUGAAGACACAAUUUCCAACUCUUAGGAAAGAAAAUGUAUAAUGUCCAUCUCUUAGGAAAUAAAAUGUUCAAAACAUCUACAAAGAAUAGAAUGGAUCAAUAAUGAAACAUUAAUAAACACAAUCAGGUCCAAUACCAAUUAAUAAUGAGUACAUACCUACAUACCUGUUGCAUAUCUAUCAAAUAUAAGUAGUAAUUAUUGUGGUUACUGAAUGACAAAACAGAAUUACAGCGAGAAAAUACUUUUAGACAACGUGGGGAUAGAAAAUUCUACGAACGUUUCCCGGUGUUGCAAUACAAACUUUGUAAAGCAGAAGACAUAUAAACACAUUUUUAUACUUUCUAAUUACCUUUUAUUUUAUCAAAUAGCAAUGAAUGGAUUUUGUCUGAUUAGGUAACCAAUGCAAAUCCACUUUAAAGAAUUUUAAAUGCCAUUUUAAAGAAAAAAAAAUUGAUUCAGUUAAUGUUUUUUUUUAUCAAAAUGAAAACAAACUUUUGGGGUUUUAUUUCUUUCUGGGGUUUCAACUUGGAGAAAUUAAGAUUUUUGUGGUACAUAGGUACCUACCUAUUCGAAUUUAAAAUCCAAAAUCUACUCAUAUCAUUUUAUAAACGUGUAGUUCAUAAUCCAUCCUUGAUUAUGGCUUAAAAAAACGAAAAUUAAAUCUAUAAUUUUCUAAUUUCUGAAGAAAUCAACUAUUUUGAGUAAUUUUAAGGAUUUUUCUUUUUCCAAUUUUCUAACCAUUGUUUAUGCAUCCCAAAUUUCUUAGUUAUUAAUAAGUAGAG